This is a messenger RNA of Lagenorhynchus albirostris (white-beaked dolphin), 4751 nucleotides long. RefSeq names its product sprouty RTK signaling antagonist 4 (gene SPRY4). The transcript is spliced from 2 exons. The record is from RefSeq and is a predicted model, not a curated record. NCBI's taxonomy places the organism in Eukaryota, Metazoa, Chordata, Mammalia, Artiodactyla, Delphinidae. Bases 223 to 1122 code for a protein of 299 amino acids. Gene Ontology annotation, cellular component: cytosol; membrane. Gene Ontology annotation, biological process: negative regulation of Ras protein signal transduction; multicellular organism development; animal organ development.
ACAUCGCCGCGGAGGCAGCGAGAGGGGCUGACAGCGCGGUGCUGGCGCUGAGCAGCGCAGGGAGCAGUGCCGGUUCCUCCGGCCGGCGUCUGUGAGGACAGCGGCGUCAGACCCACUCGGGUUCGGGAAUUCACACAGACGUGGAGCAAUGCUUGUGACUCUGUGGCUCCUCAAAGGCCCCUAGAAGCCUGCUUCUCUACACAGCCCAGGACCUCUGGCCCCAUGGAGCCCCCGAUCCCACAGAGCGUCCCCUUGACUCCCAGCUCAGUCAUGGUCCAGCCCCUUCUGGACAGCCGUAUGGCCCACGGCCGGCUCCAGCACCCCCUCACCAUUCUCCCCAUCGACCAGAUGAAGACCAGCCACGUGGAGAACGACUACAUCGACAAUCCUGGCCUGGCACCGCCCACCGGCCCCAAGCGGACCCGGGGUGCAGCCCCAGAGCUGGCCCUGACACCCGCCCGCUGUGACCAGGACAUCACCCACCACUGGAUCUCCUUCAGCGGGCGCCCCAGCUCUGUGAGCAGCAGCAGCAGUACGUCCUCUGACCAGCGCCUCUUAGACCACAUGGCCCCCCCGCCCGUGGCUGACCAGGCCUCCCCGAGGGCCGUGCGCAUCCAGCCCAAGGCCAUCCACUGCAAGCCACUGGACCUCAAGGGCCCGGCCGUCCCCCCAGAGCUGGACAAGCACUUCUUGCUGUGCGAGGCCUGCGGGAAGUGUAAGUGCAAGGAGUGCGCGUCCCCCCGGACGUUGCCCUCCUGCUGGGUCUGCAACCAGGAGUGCCUGUGCUCCGCCCAGACGCUGGUCAACUAUAGCACCUGCAUGUGCCUGGUGCAGGGCGUCUUCUACCACUGCACCAACGAGGACGAUGAGGGCUCCUGCGCCGACCACCCCUGCUCCUGCUCGCGCUCAAACUGCUGCGCCCGCUGGUCCUUCAUGGGCGCCCUCUCCCUGGUGCUGCCCUGCCUGCUCUGCUACCUGCCCGCCACCGGCUGCGUGAAGCUGGCCCAGCGCGGCUAUGACCGCCUGCGCCGCCCCGGAUGCCGCUGCAAGCACACGAACAGCGUCAUCUGCAAGGCAGCUGCCGGGGACGCCAAGGCCAGCAGACCCGACAAGCCUUUCUGACACCUGGGGUCAAGUCCCGGCGCUUCCCGGCGCUUGGUUCCCUUCUCACACCUGAGAGGGGGCCACCACAGCGAGGCCAGAGGUUUUAGCAUCCUCAGGCUGACCCUGCCAGUCUGCCCACUCCCUACCCCCAGCUUCUGAAGAAACAGAGACCACAAUCGCCCAUCCUUCUCUUCCCCAAAAGGAUGAAGAAGCACUUUGGGUUUUUUGUUUUUUGUUUUUUGUUUUCAGGGUCCUGGAACUUGUGUGAAACAGAUAGUGGCAGGGGCGUGGUGUGGUUUGGGGGCGAUUUUUCUUUUUCAGAAGAUGGAACACAGAUGUGGACACAUAUCCGGAAGUUGCAGCUGCUUGAAUGCCUUCCCAGCCCUCCUCCUCCCUCCCUCUCUCCCCGCUCUUUUGCAUUCUCUCUGGCUGCCUGGGAGGAAUCGGUGACUGAGCGGCCAGGGGACGCUGGAAGAAGACCCUUGGAGUUUUGCCGUCUAUACCUUCUUCUCCCAGCCUCUACCCCGGUUUGCCCCGACAUCUUGGGGAAGGUGUAGACCCUGGCGAUCCCUGUUGUAUAUACUUGGGAGCCCCCUCGUUCCUCGCUCUGCCCGGAGCCACGGAUGGAUCUAGGAACCACUGCACAGUACCUUUUCUCCCUUCCAGCUUCCUCACUAACUCUUGGGGGUGUUCCACUCAUAACACCGUCCUUCGGCUCUUACUGGGUCACAGACUCACCCGCCCGCUAAGUGUCCCAAGUUCUCUCUACCCAGAUCUUUUCCAGAAACUUUAUGGGUAGAGAAGGCCAGGGCGGCAAAUUCGAGACCAAAUAGCAUUUUGCCAAUGAGUCUGAGGCUGUGGUCUCUGGAUCCAGUCAUUAUGUUUUUAUAGAAGCAUUAAACCAGAUGCUAACGGUGUUUUAAGAAAUAAUAGUAAAACACUUGCUUCCUUUUGGGCCACCCCCAGGAAGGGCUGAUUUCAAAAUCUGGGGGGCGAGCAACCUCAAGGAACACCAUCCCCCUCCCCACCAAGAAGAGGAUUUUAACAGCAAAGAAGAGAGGCAGCACCUCCCAUUGGCAGAGUGAGAGUUGAGGCAAGCUGGGUGUAGGUUUCUUCUCUCUUGAUUCUGCUGCUUGCUGUCAUAGCCUUUUGUGUACAGUGUCUGUAUCUUUAAUGUAAAUAGGCAGAUGAUGAAAAAAGAGUCUAUUUUAGUGUUAGGAAGCCCUGGCGGGGGAGUCAGAAGAAUGCGGGUGGGGGAAAGAUUCUCCGGGGGCUUCUUGGGAUUGAGCCCUGCUUCUGUGCGUGGCUACAAUGAGCCCCUCCCAACAGCCCCCAAAGACGUAGCAACUCUUUCUCUCAAGGUGCUAAAGGACUCAGAAAGUGCAGCUCGUCCGGUGGGUAGGUACUUGUUGCAUGCAAAAGCUGUAGUGUGUCCGGUCCUUCCUCCCUAGCUAUCGUGCGGGGUUUUUGCUUAGUGUGGUAUUUUGUGCCUCCCUCUCUUUCCCCCCGUGAGAGAAAGUAGUCUGGGUCAGAAAAGCUACCCCAGGUGAUAUCGGAAGUGCACUAGGCACAGCGUUUGUGGCAUUUCCAGUUUGUUCUGUAGGAACAGAACAGCCUCCAGGAAGGAGGCAAGGAGGCAGGUAGCUGCGAUGGUCAUGCACCCAGUGCUUCUCAAGGACUUUUUUUUUUUUUUCCUUCUUGAAGACUAGUAGUAACAUCUUAUGAUUUAGAAUAAGUUAAUUGUAACCGUAGGUAUUUAUUGACUGGUGGAAAGGAGGGGAGGGUCUUAUUAUUUUAGGCUUUAUUUAUAUAACAUAUGCUGGCUUGUAAAAGGCAAAUAUGAAAUACUGCAUCUGCGUUUCCUAAGGCUGAUUCCUGUAGCUCCCUUUGCCACAGUCGUGAUGGAUGUGUGGAUGUUCCUGCACAAAUCAGAGGGGAUGGUAGAAGAAACACAUUCAGCCAACCACGUAUCCUAAUUGAAUGUAUCAGAUGUGUACUGAAGGGACUGGAGAUGUUUUCUCAGAACAGGUGUGCAGAGGUUACCCCAAAAAAGAGGGCACACGUCCUCGCUUGGUGAGACCUCAGAACUUUUCCCAAAGCCCUCCCUCAAAUGUCUCCAUGGGAAACUUGACCCAGUGGCAAGUUGCACUUUGGUGAUCUUUGGAGUUCUACACACACAUUCUGUGGAGAAUUGACUUACAUAAGCUGUGCACACACACACACACACACACGCACAUACAUACGUACAUACAUACAUAUACCCCUACCCCACUGUCUCUAUCUACAUAGACCCUGUUACCUGGCAAACAGCCUCCUGAACCCUGACUUUUUGUGUAUAUAGUUAUAAACAUGGAUUUUCCUGGGUUUUGGCUUUCUUUUUUCCCUUCCCCCUGUUCUGGCUUGUUCUUUUUGGUUUGCAUCUAGCCUGCUAGAUGGACGUCUGCAGAACUCUGUCCUGUGUGCUCAGCUUCGGUUCACCCAGCUUUGUUGCAUAGCUAUCCCUCAGCAUGUUCUCCUUGGCAAAAAGGAAAAAUAAAACUGGCUUGCCCGUGGCCCCCGGGGGCCAGUCAAGGGCCACUGAGGGACCAAGCUCUCAGAAACACGACCCAUUUCUGUGGCUGCUUCUGGCUGGUUGCGUGUCCUGUCACCAGUGGCCUGCUUGGGUGGACUGUGCCUCGUGUUGACCUUUUUUCGAAGUGCCAGCUGCUUCCCACUUCCGUUCACCCUGGGGUGGCUGGUGGUUCUGCCUGGAACCGGGGGCGGGGUCCACAAACCUGGGUCCGGGAUACUUGUCCUAAGGGGCCGAGGCUGCUUCCCCUCAAGGGUGGGUUUGUGAAGGCCCAACACCCCAGCCAGCACCCUGGGAACUGGGUCUAGGAGAGCCCAGCCCUCGCAGGUAGACGGGGUACAACCAAGGCUUCUGAAGGUCCCUGGCUGGGAGGAGUCAAGACCAGUCCCUGCUAUUUAUAUGGGCCCUUCACAGCUGACCGAGAUGGAAGACCAUCACGUGAUGCGCCCGGCUCUUUACGUGUUCUGGAGUCUGCGUGCGUCCCUGUUGGGCAUCGAGCGAGGCCCAGUUAGAUUAUGAUGAGUCUAAAUGUGGAAAGUGUGGGCUGGGGCCAGCAUCCACAUCCCGUCACCUUCAUGGUCUCUGUGCUGCCCCAGGAGGUAUCCGGUGGGGUGUAGGCAGCACGACUUGACACCGCGCAAGUCACCAGGGCAUCCCGCAAGCUUCACUGACCUUCUGGUUCAUGCCUUCGGUAAGCAUUUUCAUGCCCUCUGCUUACUGUGACAGGUGGCGACAAAUCUUGCGCUGCCAUGUUUUGCUGUGGGUAACUGUGGUGUCUUACCCUGCUUUCUCUUCUCACUGCCCCACGGUUUGGUUUCAUGUUACAAACAGAAAAGCUGUUCAAGGGUCCCAACCUGGCACAUUUUCCCUCUUCACUGUAACCCCUUCUCACCCCACAUCAAAAGUUACCACAGAAGGUUUCCUUUGUAUAGAAUAUUUAUUUUGAAGCUCUAUUUUAAUAGUAUUUAUUUUAGAAAGUCUACUAUUGUAAGAGUUCUUCUGUUUGUGAAGAAAAAGCAAGUUAAAAACUGAAUGUACUGAUCUAGAAAAUAUAUAUAAAUAUAUAUUGUUAAAUAUA